Messenger RNA from Melospiza georgiana, 264 nucleotides. RefSeq names its product otospiralin (gene OTOS). Gene Ontology annotation, biological process: sensory perception of sound. The transcript is spliced from 3 exons. Bases 1 to 264 code for a protein of 87 amino acids. The record is from RefSeq and is a predicted model, not a curated record. Lineage: Eukaryota; Metazoa; Chordata; Aves; Passeriformes; Passerellidae.
AUGACAUUUACUGGCUUCUUUAUCAUCUGUAUGCUGAUGAACAUGCUAACAGAUGCCCGAUCCAUCCAGGAUGGAGAUGAUCCCUACCAGGAUGCUGCAGCCUUGCCCUACUGGCCCUUCUCAUCCAAUGAUUUCUGGUCCUAUGUGGAAUAUUUCCGGACCUUGGGAGCCUACAACAGGAUCGAUGACAUGGCCAGAGCCUUCUUUGCCCAGUUCCCUUUUGGGAGCCACCUUGGAUACCACGUGCGUGACCACGAGCACUGA